ACAAAUGGAGCGAUUGUUAAAAUGGCCGCGCCGUUGUCAAAAAUAGCAACACGGUUCGAUUUUUCAUUUAAUUUUCUUGUUUAAACCCCAUUUAAAACGUUUCAUUUGUGUUAUUAUUCUCUCGUAAAUCGUUCACGUGGUAAGUGCGUACGAAAAUUUCUUGUACCCCCAAUGUGGCUUGGGUUUUUUCCUGGGAUUAAGUCGUUUCACCCCCAUCUAACCUAAGGUCUUAGAAAGAUAAAUUUCUAUAAUGGUUAAUAACUGUUAAAAGAAGAAAGAAUAUUACAACGGAAAAUGAGAAAUUCGAUCGAAACGGAUGUUGCACCGUGUGUGGCCAGUCAAAGGAAGAAGGGGUUCUCAUCUAGGUUCUCUUUGAGACGUCUCAUCUACGCCAGCCCCAUAUUGGGACAAAGAAGACAACAUCGGAGCUCGUCGAGUUCUUCGAAAACCGCUAAAACCCAAAAUAAAGAUGUUAUUGAUGGUAAACCUGGAAGUUCUUCAAGGGAAUCCAGUGGGAAGCAAUUUCGAGCUGAAAUUCAUCAAGCACACAGUAGAACUUCAGUGAAUACCCAUGGAGAAAGUGGUUCUUCCUGUAUCGAGUGUCCAUUAUGUCUCGUUGUUCUCCCAUCGACUGAUUUCUUCGAAGUCACACAAUGUGGACAUAAAGCUUGCAUAUCCUGCCUUCAGCAAUACCUUAGGGUUCAAAUAACAGAGUCCAGAGUUUGUAUGACUUGCCCGGAAUGUUCUGAGAGUCUACAUCCGAAUGAAAUUCGAACUAUAGUAAACGAUGAAGCCCUCUUCGCGAAAUACGAAGACUUCAUGGUACGUCGGGUGCUCGCCGUCGAUCCAGAUACAAGGUGGUGUCCCGCCCCUGAUUGUAGUUUUGCGGUGAUAGCAAGCGAGUGCGCUAGUUGCCCGAAGUUAAAAUGCGAACGUCCAGGCUGCAACUCGUACUUUUGUUAUCAUUGCAAAGCCGAAUGGCAUCCAAAUCAAACUUGCGAUGCUGCUAGAGCUCAACGAUCUCCAAACGUUCGAUCUUCAUCGAUUACUUUUAGUCAAGAUUCCCAAUACAGAGAUGAUAUCAAACCAUGCCCACGCUGCCAGGUGCUUAUUGUUAAAAUGGAUGAUGGUUCUUGUAAUCAUAUGAUGUGUGCGGUUUGCGGGGCGGAAUUUUGUUGGUUAUGCAUGAAGGAAAUUAGCGAUUUGCAUUAUUUGAGUCCUUCUGGGUGUACGUUUUGGGGGAAGAAACCAUGGUCGAGGAAGAAGAAAAUCUUGUGGCAACUGGGGACGCUUGUUGGAGCUCCAGUUGGAAUUGCUUUAGUUGCUGGAAUUACAGUUCCUGCUAUGAUUAUAGGCAUUCCAGUUUGGGUUGGAAGAAAAUUGUACGGAAGAUACAAAAAUGAUAAUAAGCAUAAGAGAAACGCGGCGAUCGUUGGAGGUGUUGUUGCAUCGGUAUUAAUUUCACCAAUAUUAGCUGGUUUAGCAGUCGGUAUAGGAGUUCCAAUCUUAUUAUUCUACGUUUACGGGGUUGUCCCUGUAUCUUUAUGCAGGUCAGGAGGUUGCGGGGGAGCCUCAGGAAUUCUCGAUGACGUCGAUAUAACCACACCAAGAAACGUAGACACCGCAUCGAUGGAUGCAGUUAGUCAACGCGUUGCUAAUCCUUCAAUUGGCGAAGCAAGUUUAGUUAGCGGUAGCCAAAUGCUACGAGACGCCGAUCGGGAAUCAGCAAGUACCGUCGCUUUAGCUGGAAGUGUUGGGGUUCCAACAGCUGCGCAUAAACUCGAAGUUCAAGCGGAUUUAGUUUCUUCUGCUCAACGAUUGAGUAUAAGUAGUUUAUCUGAUAAAUCGGUGAAUGUGAGUUUAGCUGAUGAUGGAGGAGCUUCAACGAGAGCUUUGGCUGGUUCGAUGUUGAAUUAUAAAGGUAGCGAUUCGUGUAGUUGUGUUAUUGGCGAAGAUUGUAUUUCUGAACGAAUAAGAUUGGAGGAUUUAAGUGCUGGUUAUACUGCGGAAGGAAGUAGCGUUGAAAAAGCUAGUAUAAGUAGUAGUUGUAGUUAUCGAAAAUGUGGAAAAUCUUGGAAUCGUAGCGAAAAAGAUACUAUUAGUAAUGAUAGCAUUUUCUUGGACAUGCCAGAAGACAAACCGAGGAAAACGUCGAUGGCCGCGCUUCGUAGCCAAUUUUUCUUAGCGGAAAAUAAGCCGAAAAGUUUCGAGGAUCGAGUUAUUAUAGAGGUGUCCAACGAAACUUUGGAUCGCCCAAAAUCGCCCUCGUGUUCCACUAGUUACAACAUAGACACGUCCAAGUUAUAGUUACCCGGAGGAUUUCGGAUAUUUUUUUCUUUUCUCGGUUUUUUGUUUUCGUCGAAAAAAGACUGAGCGAGUAGACACGACAUUUAUUUAUUUUGAGAGUUUAUAAAAAAAAUAUUUUAUUUUAAAGGUGAUUAUUAUCUUCUGAUCUUUACUUAUCUUCUUCCACGAUUUUGUAGGCCCUCCUCGUCGGAUUUCUUCGUUUAAUAAUAGGUUCUAUAAGUAUGUAAUAAUAUUACUAACAUAUUCUUCAAAAAAAAAAAUAAUAAAAAUUAAUCAUAGAAAAAAUUGGGAGGAAUAUUUUUUUAUUAUGUAUAUGUUUUGGCGUUUUCGUUGUUUAAGUUCAAAAUAAAAUGUACAUAUCCAUUUCCAUCCAAAGAAAAUUUAAGAAGCUUUAAGGACAGUUUCGAUUUUCUUAAUCCUUUUUCUUUCAUCGUUUCCUUUUCGAUUUGUUUUCUUUGUAUAUUUCUCGUCCGAUUUUUGCUUAUUAAUGUUUUUGUUUUUUUUUAUUAAUAAUGUAUUCAAACUAAAUGGAGAACUGAAAAGAAAAGGGCUAAUUUAGCUAGUUCUUUUGCGUCCGGGUGAAAGAUAUCUUGUAUAAAAAAAAUUAUAAAAAGAGAGGUUAUUUGAGUUUGUAUUUUUUGGUUCUUCUUAGGAAUCUUUUCCAUACUUUACUUUUUUCCAUUUGCUGUAUGUACGCAAAAGGUAAGAAAAAUAAUAAAGGAGUUUAUUCCAUUUA
This is a messenger RNA of Onthophagus taurus, 3043 nucleotides long. Its product is annotated as E3 ubiquitin-protein ligase RNF19A. Gene Ontology annotation, biological process: protein ubiquitination. The record is from RefSeq and is a predicted model, not a curated record. Gene Ontology annotation, molecular function: zinc ion binding; ubiquitin-protein transferase activity. Lineage: Eukaryota; Metazoa; Arthropoda; Insecta; Coleoptera; Scarabaeidae.